Messenger RNA from Chironomus riparius, 3827 nucleotides. Lineage: Eukaryota; Metazoa; Arthropoda; Insecta; Diptera; Chironomidae. The record is from the annotation of a GenBank genome assembly.
CUGACGACUAUUUUUAUCUCGGAGAAGACAACACUUUAAAGUUAAAAGUUAAUUUUUCAAAGGAAUUUUAGUGAAAAAGCACGAUUAAGAACUUAUCAUUCAGUGAAUUAAACUUUAUAUUUUGAUUUUCCCCUGCCGCAUAAAAUUCAGAGAUCACGACGAAUCACAAUAUGGUAAUGGAGGCCAAACCAUCUCCUUUAGUUGUUGGACGUGAAUUUGUUCGUCAAUAUUAUACACUUCUUCAUAACUCGCCUGAUCAUCUCCAUCGAUUCUACAAUCAACACUCGAGCUUCUCUCAUAGCGGCUUGGAUCCAGACAAAGAUGAUGGAUUGGUUAUUGGUCAAAAGAACAUCCACGAUAAGAUUCAGCAGAUGAAUUUCCGUGAUUGUCAUGCAAAGAUUUCGCAUGUUGAUGCCCAAGCGACUUUGGGUGAUGGAGUAGUCGUGCAAGUUUUUGGUGAGCUCUCCAAUGAUGGCCAUCAAAUGCGUCGAUUUACGCAAACUUUUGUGCUUGCUUGUCAAUCGCCCAAGAAGUACUAUGUCCAUAACGACAUUUUUCGUUAUCAUGACAUUUACAGCGAAGAUGAUGAAAUCCGUGAAGAUCAGGUUGCAAUGGAUGUUGUUGAACCAAUUGUUGUUGCAUCACCCAACAGCGUUGCUAAUAAUACUGGCAACAAUUCUGAUGCUUCGCCUACAACUACAACAAUGAUUGUUCAACCAAAUGUAUACUAUCCAGCACCUGCAAACGUAAUUCCUGUUAAUCCAACGCAAAUCGUUGCAGCAACUUUCAUUCAAGCUCCGCAAGUUAAUGGUGUCAUGCAGCACGAAGAAAUGCUUAAGAAUAUGGCUACUCAGACGUCUCAAACACCACAAAUUUUGCCACCAGCUCAAGCUCCACCUCAAAUUAUGACGAUUCCAAUUGCACCGGCACCAACUGCAUUGCCAAUUCCCGUCGAACCUGUAGCUCAGCCACAACAACAACAAACGGUAGUUCCAGUAAUAACAGAAGUAAUUCCCAUCGUUCAACAAGCACCAGCCGUCAUUGAAGUCGUUAAUCAAUACGAUGCUGAUCAAUCGAAUGGAGAGGAAUCUGAUACAUUGGAUAAUAGCAAAGAAACUGAUCCAACAUCGUCAGAAGAACCGAUUCAACAAAAACCUACGGCGAUCUCUCCAAUUCCACCAACAACGUCUCAAUUGCCACCAAAGAAUUGGGCUAAUUUGGUUAAAGCUGGACCACAAUUAGGAUACGCUCAACCAGAAGUUCCCGUCAAUCCACAGCCACAAUCGUUUGUUUCCAUCACUCAGCAACAACAACAACAAGCUCAGCAACAGAAGCAAGCUGAAACUUAUACUGAUCGUCGUCCAAUUCGCGAUCAGCGAGAUCAACGGGAUCCAAGAGAACGUCGUGUAAGCAAUAAUAACGAUGGAAGCUGUCAAUUGUUUUUGGGAAAUUUACCAACACUUGCUACUGAAGAGGAACUCAAACAAUUGUUUAGUGUUUUCGGAAAGAUUGCAGACCUUCGUAUUCAUACGAAACAGUCACUAAAGGGCGGAAAUCGACCAGUUCCAAACUACGGCUUCAUUACUUUCGAAGAUCCAGCGAGUGCUCAACGAUUGCAAGAUGCACAGCCUAUUUACUAUCCGGUUCUAAACGACAAGAGUGGUCAGAAAUUGAAUAUUGAACACAAGAUUCGCAAGAAUGUUGAUGGACAAAGCACUGGCGGCAUGAAUCGAUCAUCGACUAAUGGACAGAAUAUGGAUCGUGGACGAAAUAAUAAUCCUUCGACAGGUAUGAAUCGUAAUGGAUCAGGCGGUAGAUCAGAUAGACGUGAUGAUCGAGGUGGAAAUCGUCAAUUUAAUCGCUCAGACAGAAUUGGAGGUCCGAGAGCUACAAAUGGCAAUGCUAGCGCAACAUUCACUAAUUCACGUCGUUAAGAUUGGAGAAGCAUCUCAAAUGAAGGGAUGCAGUAAAAGACAUACACACACACACACAAACAGAAUAAUAAUUAUUAUAAUCGGUAAAUUAUGGGGGAAAAAUCAAACAGAUUGAGGAGAAAGAUAUUAUCCUCAUAAAUUAAAGUAAAUAAUAAUGAUAAUAUUUAAAUGAAGAAAUUUUAUAAAAAAAAAGAAAAUGCGCAGGGGAAGUAACAGAUAAAAUGAAUAAGAAUAUGACAACAACAGAAAGUAGAAAAUACGAAAAUCAUGGGAAAUUUUCAAGACUUUACAUACUUUUUUUUAAAGAAGAAUCGUCGUGCUUUAAAAAAAAUCCUAAAAGAAUAUUAAUGAAAAUUUUGUGAAAGUGAGAUUGAUAAAAAAAUGUAAUGUUUUUUUUUUUUAUUAAGAAAAAGUAGAAGAAAGUGGAUUUUUUUUUAUUAGAAAAAAAGAGGUAGUUUCAGAAACGAGAAUAAUUUUUUACUUAAUUAUUUCAUAAUAAUUACGAUAUGUAGCAGAAUUUAUAUUUUUCCUAGAAUUGAAAGACGCGACUCAACACGAAUUUAUUUUUGAUUAAAUAAUUGAACAAAAACGCAAACAAUAAAAGUGAAAAUCAUUCAAAUCGGAUCCAUCUAAAUCAUUCAUCCUCUCCCUCAGCGCAUUCUUAUGUCCAAACUACAUACUUAUUAAGUCUAGUACGUAAAAAAGAAGCAUAAAAUUCAAAUAUCGAAAAAGCCGUUAAAAUUCAAAUUUGAAAAUCCGUUUAAUAUUCAAACUUGAUGUUGGAAUUUUUUUUUGACAGAGAUGUGCGAUCGAUGAUGUUAAUCACGUAGCGAGAGGAUGAUGAAUGAAUUUUUUAACACGUUUAUUUUGACUUUAUAAACAAUUAGGGAUGUAUGUUGUCGUUUUCUUAAAACAAAAUGUGAGUCGUGUAUUUUCUUCAUGGGCGUAAGUCUCUCGACUGUUAAUUUAUAAAAAGAAAGAAUAUAUAUGAUGUGAAUGUAAAGGAAGCUAUCCUAAUUGUUUCAAGAACCAACAAAAAACUUUUUCGUGUGUGCUAGAAAUUUGAAAAAUUUCUUUCGUAAAAAUUAUUAUGAAAAUAGUUGCUUAUCAACCAACAACAACCUUCUUUUUUUUAAAGCUACUACUUUUAAAAGUAUUUUUUUUAAAAAAUUUAAAAUGUAUGGAAAACCCCAUCAUUACUUCUCGUCAUAUCUACAAAGAUUAAUUUUAAAAGCAUCAUUUCACUAUUUGCUUAUGACUAACACAGAAUCAGCUGGCUCAUGAACAACUUUAUAGCUCAUCAUUUCUUCUAAUGUCUCGGACGAUACAAAAAUCUAUUUUUUUGAUGUUUAAUAAUCACAAUCAUCUUAUUCUUUGUAUCAUUUUUAGUUUGUUUUGUACACAAUUAUUAUUAAUACUAUUAUUUGUUUUUUUUCGCUUAUUAUUAUCUCUCAUCUUUAAAUCUAUCAAGCUGUUACUGGAAAAAAAAAGAAUGAAACAUAAGUUCACUAUCAGGAACUCUCUGACUGUAAAUCUUGAAUUAAAAGAAAAUAAAGUAAUGAUACUACAAUGAAGGAAAAUUAAUUUUAUAAGAAGAUGAAAAACCUUAAUGGAAAGCUAGUUUUCAGUUCUAUUAUUAUUUAAAACAGUAACAACAACAACAUCAACACAAAAAGAGUUGUGUAAUGUGAAUAUGGGCAUUCAUUCAUCGAACGUUUGUCCAUUUUCAAAGUAUAUCUAGUUGUAUGAUAAUUUUAUACUUAAUGAAACCUUUUAAAAAUUAGGAACAGAAAAAAUACAAAAAAAAAAUUGUAAAAUAUUUAAAAAAAACCCAAAAAAAAUGAAUAAGAUUUAAUGAAACUACAACUUAGGAUUGUGAAAAAGCUUUGAUGC